UAUAAAUUUAUGCUGCUGGAUAUUUCGGUAUUAAAAGAAUUUUUAAUUACAUAUAGUGACGAGUGUUUCUAUUUUAUACAAUAAAAAAAAAAGAGGAAAACAAAGUAAGCAUGAGUUUUGAACAAUUUAAACAAGAAAUCGAAAUGGGAAGUAGGGAAUGUAGAAAAAAAGGAACAAUAAUAAAAAGUAAAGAACGUGAAGUGAUUAAAACAAUUAUUGAACUUUGUGAUCAAGAGGCAAAACAAAAGUGUUUAUAUUUUCCCCUACGACAAGCGACAAAACGUGCUGCACAAUACGCAAAAGUAUCGGAAAGAACAAUAAAACGAAUUCGCGAACAAGUUAAAUGGGGAGUUGAAUUUAAUGACGACGAUUGUCCAUCGGGUUUGGCGAAAAUUAAAAGAAGCAAAAUGGGCUUAAAAUUCGCAUGUAAUUUAUCGUUCAUGUUUCCUGAGUGCGCAUCACUUAUUGGAAGAUAUCAGCUUGCAAAAAAAGUUGGGUUUAAAUACGUGGAAAGUGGUUUUCCAUUUGGAUUUUCCGUUGAGCAGGUGGUCGAGGCAAAGACAAAAGCUGACGUACAACAAGUAUUAAUUAAUGUUUUUACAGGAGACGUUACAAAAGGUGAUCUCGGAUUUGCCGCCGUUCCUGGAGAAGAGCAAAAUUUUCAAAACAGUAUUGAACUCACUAUUCAAUAUGCAAAGGCUCUCGACUGUAGAAAGAUUCAUGUAAUGUCGGGUAAAGUGGAAGUAUUAACAAAAGGAAAUGACGAGGCUUACGAAAAUAAUCUUAGGUACGCUGUUAAAAGAUUCGAGGAGGAAAAUAUUAUUGGUUUAAUAGAACCUAUUAAUUCUCACACUGUACCAAAUUAUUACAUGAACAGUUUCGAUAAAGGUUUGUCAUUUAUUAAAAAAAUCGACAGUCCAAAUCUACGAUUAAUGUUGGACAUUUUUCAUUUGCAACACAUUUGCGGAAAUCUCACGUACUCAAUACGUGAAUACCUUCCCUACGUUGGACACGUACAAAUUGCACAAGUGCCCGACAGAAAUGAACCAGACACACCGGGCGAAAUUGAUUACAAAUAUAUAUUUUCCCUAUUGGAACAAGAGGGAUACGAGGAUUACGUUGGUCUAGAAUAUAAACCAAAGUCAAGUACAUUUGAGGGAAUCAAAUGGAUCAGACGAUUUGGAUUUUCUUUUUAAAGAAAAGAAAAAAUAUAACUGUACAUAAUAUAUAUUAUUUUCCUUUUAUUUGUAAAAAAGUGAUUUCUCGUGUGAUAUUUAUAGAAAGAAAAAUAAUUUUAAAUAAGAAAC
This is a messenger RNA of Leptopilina heterotoma, 1307 nucleotides long. RefSeq names its product putative hydroxypyruvate isomerase (gene Gip). Gene Ontology annotation, biological process: glyoxylate metabolic process. NCBI's taxonomy places the organism in Eukaryota, Metazoa, Arthropoda, Insecta, Hymenoptera, Figitidae. The coding region runs from base 111 to 1196 and encodes 361 amino acids. Gene Ontology annotation, molecular function: hydroxypyruvate isomerase activity. The record is from RefSeq and is a predicted model, not a curated record. The transcript is spliced from 6 exons.